This is a messenger RNA of Heterostelium album PN500, 1542 nucleotides long. It is a transcript of the gene shmt2, whose product is annotated as serine hydroxymethyltransferase. Gene Ontology annotation, biological process: tetrahydrofolate interconversion; folic acid metabolic process; L-serine catabolic process. Gene Ontology annotation, molecular function: zinc ion binding; pyridoxal phosphate binding; glycine hydroxymethyltransferase activity. The record is from RefSeq and is a predicted model, not a curated record. The transcript is spliced from 2 exons. Lineage: Eukaryota; Evosea; Eumycetozoa; Acytosteliales; Acytosteliaceae. Bases 1 to 1542 code for a protein of 513 amino acids. Gene Ontology annotation, cellular component: cytoplasm.
AUGCAAUCAUCAUUAUAUCAUUCUGGUAGACAACUUGUCUCAAAGUCAGCUCAAUCAUUGGUCAGACGUUCAUUCUCAACCAACUCAAAGACAUUCAUUGUAAGAUCAUAUGAUUAUAAUGAUAAUGAUAAUGAUGAUGAUUCAAUUCUGUUCGAAUCCUCUAAUAACAAUGCAAUUGGAAAUAGAGAUAUUCAAACAUCGGAUCCAGAGAUUUUCGAUUUGAUAAAGAAGGAGAAAGAACGUCAGUUCAAUGGAUUGGAGUUGAUUGCAUCAGAGAACUUCACAUCGAAUGCAGUGAUGCAAGCAUUGGGAUCGUGUUUCACAAACAAGUACGCAGAGGGAUUGCCAGGUGCUCGUUACUACGGUGGUAACGAGGUGGUCGACGUACUGGAAAACCUCACUAUAAAGCGUGCUCUCGAGACAUUCGGUUUGGAUCCAAGCGAAUGGGGUGUCAAUGUGCAACCCUACUCUGGUUCCACCGCCAACUUUGCAGCGUACACCGGUCUGCUAAAGCCACACGACAGAAUCAUGGGUCUCGACUUGCCAUCGGGUGGUCAUCUCACUCACGGUUACCAAACCGACAAGAAGAAGAUCAGUGCCACCUCGAUCUUUUUCGAAUCGAUGCCCUACCAAGUCAAUGAAACCGGCUACAUCGACUACGACCGUAUGGAGUACACCGCCAGUUUGUUCCGUCCAAAGCUGAUCAUCGCCGGUGCCUCUGCCUAUCCACGUGAAUGGGACUACGAGAGAAUGAGAAAGAUCGCCGAUAAGCACGGUGCAUUCUUGUUGUGCGAUAUGUCGCACAUCAGUGGUUUGGUCGCCGGUAAGCAAGCGGUGUCGCCAUUCCAGUAUUGCGACGUCGUCACCACCACCACACACAAGACCUUGAGAGGACCGAGAGCAGGUCUCAUCUUUUUCAGAAAGAGCAAGAGAAAGGAUGCCAAGGGCAAUUUGAUCGAUGACGACCUCGAGAAUCGUAUCAACUUUGCUGUGUUCCCAUCGUGCCAAGGUGGUCCACACGAAAACACGAUCGCCGGUAUUGCCGUCGCUCUCAAAGAAGCUGGUUCCGCCGACUUCCACGACUAUAUCAAGCAGGUGCGUAAGAACUCUGCUGCCAUGGGUGACGCACUCAAACAAAAGGGAUACCAAUUGGUGACAAGCGGAACUGACAACCAUUUGGUACUCUGGGAUCUCCGUCCACAGGGAAUCACCGGUAGCAAGAUCGAGAAGGCAUGCGACGAAGCCGCCAUCACUGUCAAUAAGAACGCUGUCUACGGUGACACCAACGCUAUUGCACCGGGUGGUGUACGUCUCGGUUCGCCAGCACUCACCUCACGUGGACUCAAAGAGAAAGACUUCCAACAGAUCGUCGAAUAUUUAGAUCGUGUCGUCAAGAUUUCCAUCGCCAUUCAAGAUAAAGUAGGAAAGAAGAUGCCAGAUUUCCAAAAGGCUAUUCUCGAAAGUCAGGAACUCAAGGAACUAAAAGAAGAAGUACAUAAUUUCUCAAAACAAUUUAACAUGCCAGGAUCAGCUGAGCUUUAA